ACCCGCAUCCCGCAGCCUCCACUACCUCCACCUCUUCCACUACCUCCACCAUGAAGUUCGCUGUUGCCGUUCUCCUGGGUCUGGUCGCCGUGGCUAUUGCUCGCCCAGACAACGUUAUGGACAUCGAGCUUGAGGACAUUCAUCACGAGCUGGACAUCGCCGACGACACCUCCGUCACUGGGACAUACACCUGGACAUCCCCUGAAGGCGAGACCUAUUUCGUGAAGUACGUGGCUGAUGACGACGGCUACCGCGUGCUGGAGUCCAAUGUGGUGCCAGUCAGCGCUGAUGGUGUGAGGGCUGACGGUGCCCAGGGAUCCUUCGUGUCCGUGGAGGAUGAUGAUGAUGAUGACCUGGAUGAUAACUAAGCUCUAGGAUACAAAGCUGAAUUUCCCAAAGGACUUCGUAGGACUUUUUGAUGAUGAUUUUUGCCUCUAAGGAGUUAUUUCACCUAUCAAUCUACCUGUCAAUCAGAUCUAUUCAUCACCCCAUCUACCUGUCUAUUAGUUUUUCUAUCUACCUGGAGAAGCGGUCCCUCUUUCUCUCUCUUUCCAUUACCUACCUGUCUACAUAAGGACCUCUUGAUCUAACUUUCCACCUGUCUACCGUGCCUUUAUCUUGUAGAAAUGGUGUACUAUCUCUCUCUCUCUCUCUCUCUCUCUCUCUCUCUCUCUCUCUCUCUCUC
Molecule: messenger RNA, 685 nt
Organism: Portunus trituberculatus (swimming crab)
Lineage: Eukaryota; Metazoa; Arthropoda; Malacostraca; Decapoda; Portunidae
Exons: 3
Coding region: 51-368 (105 amino acids)
Source: RefSeq, a predicted model, not a curated record